AAAAGUUGGCUAUUUGUGCAAGUAAAGGUAGCAAAUGUACGUCGCCCUAUUUUGAACGUUCGGUUCUGUUUCUUCCCCACUUCUCUCUGCCGUCCGAUCUCAGUGUGUAACGCAGUCAAACACCAAGCUAUAGAAGCCAUCACAAAGCGCGCCAAAUACAAAAUAAACCUCCUUUUCCCCUUCCUCUUAUUUAUCCUCUCUACUGAUUAAGAAAGCAAACGAAAAAAAAUUAAAAAAAAAAAACACAGAAAAUUUCUGAUUCAGCUGUAGGGUCAUCUGUCAAGUAACUAAGGGUUUUGAUAGUAGUGUUUGAAGAUGGCGGAAGCACCGGCGAGUCCAGGAGGUGGUGGAAGUCAUGAGAGUGGAGGUGAGCGGAGCCCACAAUCGAAUGUGAGGGAACAUGAUAGGUACCUUCCUAUAGCAAACAUUGGUCGCAUCAUGAAAAAAGCAUUGCCUGCUAAUGCUAAGAUUGCUAAGGAGGCUAAAGACACUGUUCAGGAAUGUGUCUCUGAGUUCAUCAGUUUCAUCACCAGCGAGGCAAGUGACAAGUGUCAGAAAGAGAAGAGAAAGACAAUUAAUGGAGAUGAUUUAGUAUGGGCACUGACCACCUUAGGAUUUGAGGACUACAUUGAGCCACUAAAGGCCUAUUUGAUUAGGUACAGAGAGAUGGAGGGAGACACCAAGGGAUCUGCUAGGGGUGGAGACGGGCCUGCUAGAAUUGAUAUAGUUGGAGGUCAGCUCGAUUCCAGUACACAGUUCGUCUAUGAAGGGUCUUUUACACACGGCUUAGACUAUGGGAACUCCCAAAUGUGAACUUUUGAAGGGUUUUAAGGUAAGACAAGGAUGAAGCACAAAAUUUUGGGGGAACUGCAACUGAACUGUAAAUUACUAUCGGCACUGAAUGAAGAAUAUUACAUUUUGUUUUGCUGAACAGAGCUUAAUAUUCUUCCUUCUACGAUGCUGUCCUGAAGAACAUGUGCGCAUCGAUAAUCUAAUUUAAGUCCUAAUUUUUGUUCGUCAAUUUGCAGAAGAACGACGGUGCAGAUACGAGUAUCUUUCGCCUUCUGCUCUUGCUGUUCUAUGUGCUAGACCACUCAAUGGUUACAGUGUUAUUUGUUUGAAAGCACUAGUAACCUAAAGUAUGCUGCAAAUCUUGAAUUAAGCUAUACUAACACUAUUCUCUUUUGUACUUCUCUUUUAAGUACUUUGAUGAUCUGUAAAUGCAGUUGACUUUUAAUGUUAGACUGAUAACAAUCUUCUUUUUCUGCAAUAUUCGCCAUGUUCUAAGGUUGAAUGACCUUAGCUUAUUGUUUGA
Nicotiana attenuata is the source of this 1315-nucleotide messenger RNA. Its product is annotated as nuclear transcription factor Y subunit B-1-like. The record is from RefSeq and is a predicted model, not a curated record. Gene Ontology annotation, molecular function: DNA-binding transcription activator activity, RNA polymerase II-specific; protein heterodimerization activity; RNA polymerase II cis-regulatory region sequence-specific DNA binding. Lineage: Eukaryota; Viridiplantae; Streptophyta; Magnoliopsida; Solanales; Solanaceae. Gene Ontology annotation, cellular component: nucleus; CCAAT-binding factor complex. Gene Ontology annotation, biological process: regulation of transcription by RNA polymerase II. The transcript is spliced from 8 exons. The coding region runs from base 316 to 813 and encodes 165 amino acids.